Messenger RNA from Rhodotorula toruloides NP11, 2337 nucleotides. Its product is annotated as p21-activated protein kinase. The transcript is spliced from 5 exons. Bases 1 to 2337 code for a protein of 778 amino acids. The record is from RefSeq and is a predicted model, not a curated record. Gene Ontology annotation, biological process: regulation of MAPK cascade; protein phosphorylation; intracellular signal transduction. Gene Ontology annotation, cellular component: cytoplasm. Lineage: Eukaryota; Fungi; Basidiomycota; Microbotryomycetes; Sporidiobolales; Sporidiobolaceae. Gene Ontology annotation, molecular function: ATP binding; protein serine/threonine kinase activity.
AUGGCCAGGAACGGCAGCUUCUUGCACACGUACGGCCCAGGCGACCCCGACGGUUACGCGCCGCCGUCGCUCACGCCCAGUCGCCCCGCUCCUCCCGUCCCUCCUUCCGCGUCCCGUGCACCCGCGGGCUAUGCUCCCUUUGCGGCGUCGCAGGGUCCGAAGAGCUUGGCAUCGUCGACGGCGAAUCGGCCCGUCCACGACGCCUCGCCUGUCGCGAGCUCGUCAGGCGCGGCGCAGACAAUCUUGCGGCGAGGAUGGGUCAGCGUCAAGGAGGACGGGCUGCGCGCUUGGCUUUGGAGCAAGAAGUGGCUCGUGCUGCGGGAACAGUCGCUCAGCUUCUACAAGAACGAGAGCGGAGGCAAUGCUUCGACGGUCAUUCAGCUCGCGGAGGUCUCUGCCGUCUCGCGAGAAGACCUGAAGCCGUUCUGCAUCUCCGUCACAACACCAGUCCGAACGUACUACCUCGCCUUGCGGUCCGACAAGGAGCUUUACGCGUGGAUGGACGAUAUCUACGAGCGCUCGCCCUUGAUGGGUGUCUCCAGCCCCACCAACUUUGUCCACCAAGUGCACGUCGGCUUCGACCCGGUCAGCGGCGCGUUUACGGGCCUGCCGGAGCAGUGGACCCGCCUGUUGACGAGCAGCGCGAUCACGAAGGAGGACUAUGCGAAGAACCCGCAGGCCGUGCUCGACGUUCUCGAAUUCUACACCAACAUUCAGAAGCGCGAGCGAGACGAAUUCGGGCUCGGCACGACGAGCAUGGGCAUGACCGACGUAGGUCGCGCCCUGCGCGCCGACCAAGGAGGUCGAGCCGCUGCGGACUCAGGUUCUCGCUUCGAAGCCGGGACCGGUCUGGCAGGAUCGAGCUCAAGCCAGCCACGCAUGCCGUCGCCCGCCAACCACGCGAUAUCUUCCCCCUCGACGUCGACAACAGCGCCUCGACCGUUCCCAGGCCCAGCCCAUGGCCUACCCUCUUUCUCCUCUACCUCCUCAUCGAUCCCGUCUCCACAUUCGCCCGCGUCACCCGUCAUCACUGCGCCGAAGCCUGCGUCCGCCUCGACUCCGGACAGACCAGUACUCUUGCCCGGCCGGCCCGCUCCACCAGCUCCGCCGGGGACCGCACCGUCUCGUCCGCCUCCUCCCAACAACGGAUUGCGGCCUCUGCUUACGACGGCGUCCUCUCGAAGCAACCUGCACGAACCUUCGCCCGCAAACCUGCGUCCCGCGCCUCCCCCUCCAGCAUCUGCACCUCUCCCCGUAGGCGCAAAACCUCUGCGAUUGCUCGCAGGAACGAAUGCAUCCGCAGCGAGCACGGCAGGUGCGGCGUCAGCGACGGCGAGAUCAGGCGGUGACGGGCCGCAAGAACCGAAGACAGGCGGUUCUUCGAAGAAGGUUGACAAGGCGGCUGGCGACCGGCGCAUUUCGACGCUCUCCGAGGCGCAGAUCAUGGCCAAGCUGCGCUCAGUUUGCUCGCCGGCCGACCCGAACGGUCUCUACGCCAAGAUCAAGAAGGUGGGGCAAGGCGCGUCCGGCUCCGUCUUCGUGGCCAAGGUCCUCGCCGACGGUGCCCGCGUCGCGAUCAAGCAGAUGGACCUGAGCCACCAGCCUCGGAAAGAGCUCAUCGUCAACGAAAUCCUCGUGAUGAAGGAGAGUCAGCACCCCAACAUCGUCAACUUCCUCGACUCGUUCCUCGUGGGCGGAAGCGAGCUUUGGGUCGUCAUGGAGUACAUGGAGGGCGGAGCUCUCACAGACAUCAUCGACAGCAACACCCUCCAGGAGGACCAGAUCGCGUGCAUCUCCAACGAGACGUGCAAGGGUCUCCGUCACCUUCACGCCCAGAGCAUCAUCCAUCGCGAUAUCAAGAGCGACAAUGUGCUCCUCGAUGCGCGCGGACACGUCAAGAUCAGCGAGUCAAGCGCCUUUCUUGCCACCGACUUCGGCUUCUGUGCAAAGCUGACCGACCAGAAGUCAAAGCGCGCGACGAUGGUCGGCACGCCGUACUGGAUGGCGCCCGAAGUCGUCAAGCAGAAGGAGUACGGCGCAAAGGUCGACAUCUGGUCUCUCGGCAUCAUGGCGAUUGAGAUGAUUGAGAACGAACCGCCGUAUCUCGAUGAAGAACCGCUCAAAGCGCUCUACCUCAUCGCGACGAACGGGACGCCAACCCUCAAAAAGCCCGAAAAGCUGAGCAAGGAGCUCAAGAACUUCCUCGCCGUCUGCCUCUGUGUCGACGUCAAGUCGCGAGCGACAGCGGACGAACUCCUCGAGCACGAAUUUCUGAAGAAGGCGUGCCCGCCCGCAGCUUUGGCACCGCUGCUACGCUUCCGUAGUACGGCGCGAUGA